Bactrocera neohumeralis is the source of this 1108-nucleotide messenger RNA. Its product is annotated as probable salivary secreted peptide. The transcript has 2 exons. The record is from RefSeq and is a predicted model, not a curated record. Bases 429 to 800 code for a protein of 123 amino acids. NCBI's taxonomy places the organism in Eukaryota, Metazoa, Arthropoda, Insecta, Diptera, Tephritidae.
UCAGUUCGAAUCACGUUGUGCUCAGCGACAGAACAUAAUCAGCAAACCGCGCUUCCAAAAAUUCAAUAUAAAAUUCAAAUGCGAAAAUUAAGCUGAAAUUUAUAUAAAAAACAACAAUAAAUAUAAUAAAAUUUUAAGACUACAUUGUAAAUUUCUAAAUAUUUACAAUAACAACAAAAACAUAAAAUAUUGUUGUUGUGAUGAUAAAACGUUUUUGUGCGUAUUAAGCCACUGAUAAGCGAGGAGCAAUAACACGAGACCAAUAAACCCGAUCUACAGCGAUUGUUGUAAAAAUAGCUUGUGACAAGUAGAAGAAAUUUUGUUACACAAAAACAAAUAAACGAAAAUAGAAACUGUAAUCACACAACAAUUGGAUUGAUUUCAAAGUUUGAAUUUUGAUUUCGUAAAGCCAAGACGCACGCUUAACGAUGAAGCAACAGAGUUAUCUAUUGAAACUAUCGACGGCCUUAACGAUUGCGGCCUAUGUUAUAACGACCACGUACGCCAUCUCGAGUACAUGGGGCAACAUCUCGAAUUCUGCGCAGUUGUUGCACGUGGAGAAUGUUUUCAAUGCGUCAUCGCCUGGCAAAUAUGUGAAUCGUGAAAUUAAGUUUCCCAAAAAUGGUAUUGGCAAUGGACGCAUUAUCACCGGCAUACGCGCCUUCGAUCAGGUGACAAAUGGCACCGGUGGCCACGCCACCAUCUACUCGGGUGGACCCGGCUUCAAUAAUGUCACCAUCAAAUUGCAAUCACAAUACAAUUACGGACUAAUAUUUCGCGUGGAAAUCUACGGGCAAUAAGCAAUAGCCAAUACACCCGAAUACAUGCAAACAUAAUUCACCAACAUACUUACUUUAUGUAGUAAUAAUUGUUGUUUUUUUUUAACAUGUUUGUUUGUCAACGUUAGUUAGAGUACUUAUUACUUUGUAGAACUAAGUAAAUUACACAAACAACUUAAAUGAAAAGAAAAAAAAAACAAACCAAAAGCGCACAAGAAAUUAAUGACUUUUGUCUUUUAAUGUUAAACUUUUUAGAUAAGAAAUUAAACACGUAUGUAUGUAUGUGUGAAUAUAAUGAAAAUAAAUGAAAUAAAUAUUAAAUAAGAAUA